UUGUGUCAGCCAGUUCGUAUCGUAGAGAUUCAAGAUGACUGGUCGCGGUAAGGGAGGAAAGGGAUUGGGAAAAGGAGGAGCGAAGCGUCACAGGAAAGUUCUUCGCGAUAACAUCCAGGGUAUCACCAAGCCAGCUAUCCGUCGUUUGGCACGACGUGGUGGUGUCAAGCGUAUCUCCGGCUUGAUCUACGAAGAGACUCGAGGUGUGUUGAAGGUCUUCCUCGAGAACGUUAUUCGCGAUGCUGUUACCUACACCGAACACGCAAAAAGGAAGACCGUGACAGCCAUGGACGUCGUAUACGCCCUGAAACGUCAAGGCAGAACUCUAUACGGCUUUGGUGGUUAAGCGAAGGACGGUGGCUCCUACAAAUCAAAUCGGCCCUUUUCAGGGCCACAAAUAUUUCAAACGUUUGAAUAAUUUCUAUUCGCUAUAUAACCUUACCUGUACCUAUGCAUUCUUCAUGAUA
Molecule: messenger RNA, 467 nt
Organism: Trachymyrmex cornetzi
Lineage: Eukaryota; Metazoa; Arthropoda; Insecta; Hymenoptera; Formicidae
Product: histone H4
Exons: 1
Coding region: 35-346 (103 amino acids)
Cellular component (GO): nucleosome
Molecular function (GO): structural constituent of chromatin; DNA binding; protein heterodimerization activity
Source: RefSeq, a predicted model, not a curated record